Molecule: messenger RNA, 417 nt
Organism: Perkinsus marinus ATCC 50983
Lineage: Eukaryota; Perkinsozoa; Perkinsida; Perkinsidae
Exons: 5
Coding region: 1-417 (138 amino acids)
Source: RefSeq, a predicted model, not a curated record
AUGAAAGCUGAACUAGGAUCGGUAAAAGGUCGAUUAUCAGAUCUACAGGGAGAAUAUGAGGAUAAGAUCAAUACUAAUACCAAAGAAUAUAUGAAACCUGCUCUUAUGGCUUUACAGGCGAUCUCACAGUUCGACAGCUUCCAACGUGAGAAUAAACCUCUACAGGAUGUAUUCCGUAAUAAGGCACGAGAGAUGAUGGAUAAUGUCAAAGGGAGUGCUGAUAAAGCUGAACGGAUCGCUAAUAGGAUAAGUCAUCGAAUCGAUAAGGGUGCUUCAAUAAUCGAGAAUAUUCGUCAGAAGGUCCAAUCAUCAUUAGAGAGACAUGUCGGGGAAAAGAAACAGAUCUUUGCUAAGGAAUUGUUGAAGAUCACCACUGAAGAAUCCAAGCCUUUGAAUGUGAUGAUCAAUACCACAUAA